GUCAGACGGGGCCGGAGCGCAGGAGGAAGACGCAGGUGAGGCAGGAUCCAGGGACUUUUGCUGUGCUGGGGAAACUGGUUCCCCGAGUCCUGACGAUGAAGCCCCUGCUGCUGUUGCUCCCCUUCUUGGCACAGGCCUACCUCUCCUUCGUGGUCCCAGAGAAAGAGAAGGACCCUAAGUUCUGGAGGCUCCAGGCCCAGGAGACACUGAAGAGAGCGCUGACCCUUCAAAAGCUGAACACCAACGUGGCCAAGAACGUCAUCCUCUUCCUUGGAGACGGGAUGGGCAUCUCCACGGUGACGGCCGCUCGCAUCCUGAAGGGACAGCUGCAGCAACGAACUGGGGAAGAAACCCUAUUGGAAAUGGACCGCUUUCCGUUUGUGGCCCUGUCUAAGACCUACAACACCAAUGCGCAGGUGCCGGACAGUGCGGGCACCGCCACCGCUUUCUUAUGUGGUGUGAAGGCCAACGAAGGCACCGUGGGAGUCAGCGCAGCCGUGACACGGUCCCAGUGCAACACGACAGCCGGCAACGAAGUGACCUCCAUACUCAAGUGGGCGAAAGCAGCAGGCAAAUCUGUGGGCAUUGUCACCACCACCCGUGUCAACCACGCCACACCGAGUGCUGCAUACGCGCACUCGGCCGACCGGGACUGGUAUUCGGACAACGAGAUGCCCCCUGAAGCGCUUCAGCAAGGAUGCAAAGACAUUGCUCACCAGCUGUUUGAAAACAUCCCGGACAUCGAGGUCAUCAUGGGAGGAGGCCGGAAAUACAUGUUCCCCAAGAACACGAGCGAUGUGGAGUACCCGGAGGAGGAGAAGUACAAGGGGACCCGGCUGGACAACAGGAAUCUGGUCCAAGAGUGGCAGGACGCCAAGCCCAAAGACAAGAACGCCCUCUAUCUAUGGAACCGGGCAGGGCUGAUGGAGCUGAACCCAGCGAAAGUCGACUAUCUUUUGGGUCUCUUCGAGCCCAUCGACAUGACGUAUGAGCUGAACAGGAACAACCAAACCGACCCUUCCUUGACCGAAAUGGUGACGGUGGCGAUCCGAAUUCUCCAGAAGAACCCCCACGGAUUCUUCCUCCUGGUCGAGGGUGGCAGGAUUGACCACGGGCACCAUGAAGGGAAGGCCAAGCAGGCCCUGCACGAGGUGGUGGAGAUGGACCGGGCCAUUGGCGAGGCUGGCAUCCUGACCUCUUCCGAAGACACCCUGACGGUGGUGACCGCAGACCACUCCCACGUGUUCACUUUUGGGGGCUACACAACCCGUGGCAACUCCAUUUUCGGGCUGGCCCCGAUGCAGAGCGACAUGGACAAGAAGCCGUUCACUUCCAUCCUGUACGGGAACGGUCCCGGGUACAAAGUGAUAGCGGGAGAGAGAGAGAACAUCACUGCGGUCAAUUUCACCGAUGCCAACUACCAAGCACAGUCAGCCGUGCCGCUGCGCAUGGAAACGCACGGAGGCGAGGACGUAGCCGUCUUCGCCAAGGGCCCCAUGGCUCACCUCCUCCACGGGGUCCACGAGCAGAACUACAUCCCGCACGUGAUGGCCUACGCCGCCUGCAUCGGUGAGAACCCGGCGCACUGCCACUCGGGCACGCCAGGCAGCCGGUCCGGAUCCGUCCCUCUGAUUUCGGCCAUCUUCUCCGUCCUCCUUCUCCGAGUUUUGUUCUAAAGGCUCAGUUCUUCAGACUUUACGGGUUGAGGUUUUUGGGGGGGGGGGCUUUUUUUGUGUUGUUUUGUGCCUGUUUUGAGGUUUUCAGCCUCAAACUUCCCUCGAGGGGUUUCUGGCUUCGUGGAGGGGAAACCACAUUGGACGGCUCGGCCUCUUACUCCUCAAGGAACUGCUGUGUUCUGGAACAGAACGGCCCAUGGAUUCUGGAUUGGUGCCGAUCGGAGCAGCUGAAAAAGCACCACCACCCCUCUUAAAGAGAAGGGUUUGUUCCAUUGGACCAGGAACUCAACAGGCAAUCCACCUCUGUCCACAUCGGCCGCGUCUUAAUUUGAGCCCGAAAUAAUUUCCAAGCAGCUUCCGAGUGCUUCCUCCAAGCCCCCCAAGGGAGGAAGUCACAGGACACCCCAGGCAGGGGUGAUUCAGGGUACGAAGCCCAUAAAUUUCCAAAACUCAUAAAACCUCCAUGUCUCCACCCCAUCGAGUCCAAGUUUUUCUGCUGCCAACAGUUGGAACAGGAUGUCCCUUCAUAUCAAUUUCAAAGUCUUGAAAACAUGUCACCCUUUUCAUUCCCUCUGCACACCCCACAUCCCAUCGCUAAGAAUUGUGACUUAAGCAAAUGAAAGUCUGGAAAACAGAGAACUCUGCCGCAAGGGAAGGGAUUAAAUGAAGCCAGGAGCUGGCAAUGGGUGCCACCGUAAUAAGCCAGGGUAGGUAGGCACCGACGUGAACGCUGCCCCUGUGGCGCACUGUGGUUUGUAAAGGCCUUGGCUUGCGGAUUAGCCCAAUGUACAAACCCAGUUACUGUACGCAGCUUAUUCAACAAACACCAGUUAAAGGUAAAAAUUUGACUUAGCUUGAGAGUUAAGCAAAAAUUUGGCUUAGCUUGAGAGGUAGACAGCAAACUCUAUCCUGGGGUUGCGUGGGAGGGGGACUGCUUAUAAGGGCUGCAGGUGUAAAUCACUACAGUGUGGGGCAGGGGUCUGCAACCUCAAACACUCAACAGAGCCAUUUGGAUCCGU
Pseudonaja textilis is the source of this 2695-nucleotide messenger RNA. Lineage: Eukaryota; Metazoa; Chordata; Lepidosauria; Squamata; Elapidae. The record is from RefSeq and is a predicted model, not a curated record.